AUGCACCUCCUCCGAGCGCUACGGGCGUUUCAGCCUUGCUCGGCCUACCGACAACCCGCCAACCGACUCUCAUCUGCUUCCCUCUGCCGCUUCUACUCGACACCCGCUGGCGAUGCCCCUCCUCCGCUACUGUCCAAGCUCAAGUCUGAACUCAAGACGGCUAUGCGCGCCAAGGAUGCCCCCCGCCUAGCCGUUCUUCGGGCAAUCAUGUCGGCCAACCUCAACGCCUCCAAGACAUCGACCCCCAUCAAGACGGAUGUGCAGCUCGUGGCUUUGAUCCGCAAGAUCCAGAAGGGUGCCUUUGACGCCGUUGCCGAGGCUAAGGCUGCCGGCCGCGAAGACCUGGUCCAGAAGGAGGAGGAGCAGAUCAAGGUUCUGGACGAGUACAUCUCCAACAGUGGCGUGCAGACUCUGGGUGAGGCCGAGCUCAAGGCCCUGGUUCAGGAUGCCGUCGAGGCUUCCAAGGCUGCUGGUAUUCAGGCCAAGGCUAUUAUGGGCGACGUCAUGAAGCGACUAUCCGGUGCUCUCGAGGGUAAGGAUGUUGACCGAAAGGAGCUGGCCAAGCUGGUCAAGGAGCUGACAAGCUAA
Fusarium vanettenii 77-13-4 is the source of this 588-nucleotide messenger RNA. RefSeq lists its product as uncharacterized. Gene Ontology annotation, cellular component: mitochondrion. The transcript has a single exon. NCBI's taxonomy places the organism in Eukaryota, Fungi, Ascomycota, Sordariomycetes, Hypocreales, Nectriaceae. Gene Ontology annotation, molecular function: carbon-nitrogen ligase activity, with glutamine as amido-N-donor. Bases 1 to 588 code for a protein of 195 amino acids. The record is from RefSeq and is a predicted model, not a curated record.